Messenger RNA from Bipolaris oryzae ATCC 44560, 636 nucleotides. RefSeq lists its product as uncharacterized. The transcript has 3 exons. NCBI's taxonomy places the organism in Eukaryota, Fungi, Ascomycota, Dothideomycetes, Pleosporales, Pleosporaceae. Bases 1 to 636 code for a protein of 211 amino acids. The record is from RefSeq and is a predicted model, not a curated record.
AUGCAGCUAUCCACUUUCCUCCAACUUUUCUCUACCAGCCUUGUAGCUGCCCAAUUCGGAUCCACCCUCAGCGGUGGCAUGCCAAUAACAUGCGGAACUGGCUACACACCAUCCCUAAGUUGCGACACACCAAGCGAUAUGUGCUCCUGCACAUGUGGCAGCGGAGCCGUCUACCAGAAACCCGAGUCCUCACUCAACCCCGUUCCAGAACCGUUGGACUUUUCCUCCCCACAACGCCUCGCGACUAAACCCUGCACAGGCGACGUCCUCAUGCCCUGGAAACACAUUGAUGUGCGCCGUACAGCGGGUACGGUACAGGAUUCCAUGAUUGGAUCCAUCCCCAUCAACAACCCAGAGGACAGCAUUCUCCUCGUGGCUGAUGGCUCCCAUAGGUGCGAGCGGUUUGAGGUGUACGUUGAUGGCGUGUUGGUUGGAGAGACGUCGGGAGAAGGGCCCCGCGAUAACUACAAGUGCGAUGCUGUAGAGAAAUGUAUGAAGGAAGGGGCGGAUUUUGCUUAUUUCACUCUUCCACGAGGAGAACAUAAUAUUAGUACCAAAUGGGUAAAGACAACCGAUGCGUGCAAGGGCUGGCCCAAUGGCAUUGCCAAUAUUCAGACUUACAAGCCCUGCAAGUAG